This is a messenger RNA of Branchiostoma belcheri (Belcher's lancelet), 3665 nucleotides long. RefSeq names its product DNA-directed RNA polymerase III subunit RPC2-like. The coding region runs from base 87 to 3452 and encodes 1121 amino acids. Gene Ontology annotation, molecular function: ribonucleoside binding; DNA binding; DNA-directed RNA polymerase activity. Gene Ontology annotation, biological process: DNA-templated transcription. The transcript is spliced from 33 exons. Gene Ontology annotation, cellular component: RNA polymerase III complex. Lineage: Eukaryota; Metazoa; Chordata; Leptocardii; Amphioxiformes; Branchiostomatidae. The record is from RefSeq and is a predicted model, not a curated record.
GGGAGGGAAAAACUCACGUGCGGUCUAGAUCUUCUGAAAAUCUUCAGUUUCUUAGGAAAAAGAAGUAAUGCCAGGAUUGUCUGAGAAUGGAAGAGCACCUUGAGAACCUUGCGUCACCACUGAACACUAUUCAGGAGAAAUGGAAGUUGUUACCAGCCUUCCUGAAGGUGAAGGGUCUGGUGAAACAACACAUCGACUCCUUCAACUACUUCAUCAAUGUGGAGAUUAAGAAGAUUAUGAAAGCCAAUGAGAAGAUUGUGAGUGAUGCUGACCCCAACUUUUACUUAAAGUAUUUGAACAUCUACGUAGGGAUGCCAGAUGUGGAGGAAGGUUUCAACAUCACCAAGCCUAUUGCACCGCAUGAGUGCCGGUUGCGGGACAUGACGUACUCUGCACCAAUCACAGUGGACAUUGAAUACACCAGAGGUAACCAACGAGUUGUCAGGAACAACCUGCCCAUCGGAAGAAUGCCCAUCAUGUUGCGCAGUUCUAACUGUGUACUGACCGGAAAGUCCCCCUCGGAGCUGGCCAAACUGAAGGAGUGUCCCCUGGACCCAGGCGGGUACUUCCUGGUCAAGGGGGUGGAGAAGGUCAUCCUGAUCCAGGAGCAGCUGUCCAAGAACCGGAUGAUUGUGGAAACUGACCGGAAGGGUCUCAUCAGCUGUUCAGUCACCAGCUCUACCCAUGAACGUAAGACAAAGACCUACGUGGUUCAGAAGAAUGCCAAGUACUUCCUGAAACACAACACUUUUACUGAGGAUAUUCCCAUUGCCAUUGCCUUCAAGGCCAUGGGUGUGGAGAGUGACCAGGAGAUAGUACAGCUGAUCGGUACUGAUGUGAGAACCAUGGCAGCGGUGGCACCCUGUCUGGAGGAGUGUCACAAGGCUCAGGUCUUCACACAGAAACAGGCUCUUCGGUUCAUUGGUCUGAAAGUGCGUCGUUCUCGGUGGGGUGGUCCCAAGAGAACACGAGUGGAGGAGGCCAGGGAAGUUCUACACUCCACCAUCCUCGCACAUGUGCCGGUUGUGAAGUUCAACUUCAGACUGAAGUGUGUGUACCUGGCCCUGAUGGUGCGGCGAGUUGUUCAGGCACAGGCCCAGGACAGAGUGGACGACCGGGACUACUACGGUAACAAACGUCUGGAGCUGGCGGGGCAGCUUCUAGCUCUGUUGUUUGAAGAUCUCUUCAAGAAGUUCAAUGCAGAGCUGAAGAAGAUAGCAGACCAGACCAUUCCCAAGCCUCGUGCAGCCCAGUUUGACAUCGUGAAACACAUGCGACAAGACCAGAUCACUAAUGGGCUAGUCAACGCUAUAUCAACGGGAAACUGGACAGUGAAGCGGUUUAAGAUGGACCGUGCAGGCGUGACCCAGGUCUUGUCCCGUCUGUCCUUCAUCUCAGCACUGGGCAUGAUGACCAGAAUAUCCAGCCAGUUUGAGAAGACCCGUAAAGUGAGUGGCCCUCGUUCUCUCCAGCCUUCCCAGUGGGGCAUGCUGUGUCCUUCAGAUACUCCAGAAGGAGAGGCGUGUGGACUAGUGAAGAACCUGGCCCUGAUGACCCACAUCACCACUGAUUCUGAAGAACAACCCAUCCAGAGACUGGCCUUUAACCUGGGCGUAGAGGAUAUCCACCUGUUGUCUGGAGAGGAGCUGAACUCGCAGGACGCGUACAUGGUCAUGUUGAACGGAAACAUCCUGGGCAUGAUCUGUGACCACCAGCACCUCAUCAAGUCCUUCCGUAAGAUGAGGCGCGCCGGCUACAUCAACGAGUUUGUGUCCAUCUGCCCCAACCACGAACACAGAUGUGUCAACAUCGCCUCCGACGCAGGCAGGGUCUGUCGACCCUACAUCAUUGUGACCAAUGGCAGGCCUAUGGUGACUAACAGGCACAUUGAAGAGCUGACGAAAGGCUACAGAGCAUUUGAAGACUUCUUGCGUGAGGGACUGGUUGAGUACUUGGAUGUUAAUGAAGAAAAUGACUGUAACAUCACAUUGUACGAGGCAGACAUCACAAGAGAUACGACCCACCUGGAGAUAGAACCCUUCACCAUCCUGGGUGUGUGUGCAGGACUCAUCCCUUACCCACACCAUAACCAGUCACCCAGGAACACCUACCAGUGUGCCAUGGGGAAACAGGCAAUGGGAGCCAUCGGGUACAACCAACACAACAGGAUCGACACACUGCUGUAUCUGUUAGUCUUCCCUCAGAGACCCAUGGUCAAGACUAAGACGAUAGAGUUGAUAGACUAUGAGAAGUUACCCGCAGGCCAGAAUGCCACAGUCGCAGUCAUGAGCUACAGUGGGUAUGAUAUAGAAGAUGCUCUUAUUCUGAACAAGUCAUCUGUAGACAGAGGAUUCGGUCGCUGCCUAGUGUACCGCAAACAGAACUGCACGUUGAAGCGAUAUUCCAACCAGACGUUUGACCGCGUGAUGGGCCCCAUGGUGGACGCCAGCACCAGGAAACCCAUCUGGAGACACGAGAUACUGGAUGUGGACGGGAUCUGUGCACCGGGUGAACGUGUACAGAACAAACAAGUGUUGGUAAAUAAGUCUAUGCCCAAACAAACGAUGAACCCUGUGCAGACUCCAGGUCAGCAGCCUGAGUACCAGGAUGUACCCAUUACUUACAAGGGGCCAGUGGACUCCUAUGUGGAGACUGUCCUGGUGUCGUCCAACCAGGAGGAAGCUUUUCUCAUCAAGAUGUUACUGAGACAAACCCGCAGACCUGAGAUAGGAGACAAAUUCAGCAGCAGACAUGGACAGAAAGGUGUGUGUGGCUUAAUAGUGAACCAGGAGGACAUGCCAUUUUCUGACCAGGGAAUCUGUCCAGACAUUAUCAUGAAUCCCCACGGCUUCCCCUCCCGAAUGACUGUGGGGAAACUGAUGGAGCUCCUGGCAGGCAAGGCUGGGGUGCUGGAAGGGAAGUUCCACUAUGGAACAGCAUUUGGAGGCAGUAAGGUGAAAGAUGUGUGUGAAGAGUUGGUUCAACAUGGCUUCAACUACCAGGGCAAGGACUACCUCACCUCAGGCAUUACUGGGGAGCCCCUGAAUGCAUAUAUCUACACCGGCCCGGUGUACUACCAGAAACUCAAACACAUGGUACUGGACAAGAUCCAUGCUCGAGCCAAAGGGCCGCGCGCCGUGCUGACCAGACAACCCACCGAGGGACGGUCAAGGGAUGGAGGUCUGAGACUUGGGGAGAUGGAGCGAGACUGUCUGAUUGGAUACGGUGCCAGUAUGCUCCUUCUGGAGAGACUCAUGAUCUCCAGUGACCAGUUUGAGGUGGACGUGUGUGGGGAGUGUGGACUACUGGGAUACUCUGGCUGGUGCCAGUACUGUAAGUCCUCCCGUAAUGUGUCCAGUCUGAAGAUGCCGUACGCCUGCAAGCUGCUGUUUCAGGAGCUCCAGUCCAUGAACAUAGCUCCUCGCCUCAAACUGGUCAAGUACAACGAGUGAAAAACCCUCCCACACAUUCAGAACCUUCAACACAUUCAAUACCAAGGUUGGCUGAAGUUUGGGAGCAGUCUGAGGGGGGAAAAACGUGUUUAGUGCCUUUCCCAAGGGCACAACGUCUGGGUGCAUGUCUGGACAUGUCUGGGUCCAACCCUGGGGAUUGAAUCUGGGUCCCCUUGCUACAAAUUCAAUAAAAAGGUUAAACAAUGAAUGUGG